Messenger RNA from Dendrobium catenatum, 1924 nucleotides. RefSeq names its product histone deacetylase 1. Lineage: Eukaryota; Viridiplantae; Streptophyta; Magnoliopsida; Asparagales; Orchidaceae. The record is from RefSeq and is a predicted model, not a curated record. Gene Ontology annotation, molecular function: histone deacetylase activity. The transcript has 7 exons. The coding region runs from base 238 to 1773 and encodes 511 amino acids.
AAAAAUCUACCCUUUUCCAGAUGCAGUAGGAGAACUUGGAAUUUCUUUUCUUCAGGCCCGAGUGGAUCUUCCCGCUGCUCUCACCUCGUUGCCGCGUAAUCUUCCAGUAGUUAGGGUUAGGGUUUCCAAAGUUGAGAAAGUUCUACUGCUGCGCAACAAAAAGAGAAAACUUCUCAAAAAAGAAGCCUUUUUUCUUACUCCGGCGUCGGCGGCGGCGUCGUCGUCGUCAAUAUCGGCAUGGACGGCAGCGGGAACUCGCUGGCGUCUGGGCCGGACGCGACGAAGCGCAAGGUAUGCUACUUCUAUGACUCUGAGGUGGGGAAUUACUACUACGGACAAGGUCACCCGAUGAAACCGCAUCGGAUCCGUAUGACCCACGCGUUGCUUGCGCACUACGGUCUUUUACAGCACAUGCAGGUCUACAAGCCGAAUCCAGCUCGGGAACGCGACCUCUGUCGCUUUCACGCCGACGACUAUGUUUCCUUCCUCCGGUCCAUCACGCCGGAGACGCAGCAGGAUCAAAUUCGAGCUCUUAAGCGGUUCAAUGUUGGCGAGGACUGUCCUGUUUUUGAUGGUCUGUACAGCUUCUGUCAGACUUAUGCAGGAGGUUCGGUUGGGGGUGCUGUGAAACUCAACCAUGGGCAUGAUAUUGCCGUCAAUUGGGCGGGCGGUCUUCACCAUGCCAAGAAAUGUGAGGCGUCGGGGUUUUGCUACGUGAAUGAUAUUGUACUAGCCAUUCUUGAGCUCCUAAAAAAGCACGAGCGUGUUCUGUAUGUGGACAUUGAUAUCCAUCAUGGAGAUGGUGUUGAGGAGGCCUUCUAUACAACUGACAGGGUAAUGACAGUUUCAUUUCAUAAAUUUGGGGACUAUUUUCCUGGAACAGGAGAUGUGCGUGACAUUGGGUAUGGGAAAGGGAAGUACUAUUCUCUUAAUGUUCCACUUGAUGAUGGAAUUGAUGAUGAGAGUUAUCACUCAUUAUUCAAACCCAUCAUGGGAAAAGUGAUGGAAGUGUUUAGGCCUGGUGCUGUAGUUCUUCAGUGCGGCGCUGACUCCUUAUCUGGAGAUAGGCUCGGCUGCUUUAACCUUUCCAUAAAAGGGCACGCGGAAUGUGUUAGAUAUAUGAGAUCCUUUAAUGUGCCCAUUUUAUUACUUGGUGGUGGCGGAUACACAAUUAGGAAUGUUGCUCGCUGUUGGUGCUAUGAGACAGGAGUUGCUCUUGGUAUUGAAGUUGAUGACAAGAUGCCUGUACAUGAAUAUUAUGAAUAUUUUGGUCCAGAUUACACUCUUCAUGUUGCACCAAGUAACAUGGAGAACAAAAAUUCCAGGCAAAUGCUAGAAGAUAUACGAUCAAAACUUCUAGAUAAUCUUUCUAGACUCCGGCAUGCUCCCAGCGUCCCGUUUCAAGAACGUCCUCCAGAUACAGAGUUUCCUGAGCCAGAUGAAUAUCAGGACGAUCCAGAUGAAAGGAAUGAUCCAGACUCUUAUAUGGACAUGGAUGAUAUGAGGCAUCUAGAUGAAUUACCUCGAAAAUUUGUUUCAAACAAUAUCCAGAGUGUCAAAAUUAAAAGGGAAAAUUUUGAAAAUGAAUUGAAUGAUCAGGAUGCUCUUAGAGUUGCCUCAGAACUUGUCAAAGGUGCGGAGCCUAUGGCUGAGGAUCUGCCAUUGCUGAAGGCAUCUGAGAAAGCUACAAUGGCAGUUGAUCUUGAGCCAACAAACAUGAAGAUGGAGCUUGAGAACCAGUUUGUUCCUGCUUUGAUGUAUUCAAAGCCUUAGUUUACUUCAAAUGUUUAUAUUAUUCAUGCCUUGAGUGUAUUUGUAUAUUUGACUACAAAUUAGUUAUAUCCAUUUGAUUGAGAGACAUUCUGAAGGAAAGAGAAUAUGUACUGGCUAGCAUAUCUGAUGUAGAAAUAUUUAGAUUUUUUUA